CUGAAUGCUACUUCUUUAAAUAUCUUUGUAGCAUUUGAAAGAGGAGGUUGCUACUAUGAGUAGGAAGCUGGAGCUUCUUGAAAACUCUAAAAGAAGGAUUUUAGGAGAAGAUUUAGAUACUUGUUCCAUUGAUGAACUUGAAAAGGUAGAAGAACAGUUAGACCGAAGUUUAAGAAACAUUAGGGCAAGAAAGAACCAGCUAUUGAGGGAACAGAUUGCUCUUCUAAAUGACGAGAAUUUCCUUAUUCUCUUGUCCCAGGAAAAAGUCCUAAUGGAGAAAAAUGCAGAAUUGCGGAAAAAGUAUGAGGUCCGACCGCUGCCUUUAUUUAUUGAUCGACAAGAAGAGGAACAUCUUCAGAGACAGACAAUGGAUGUCGAGACACAUCUAUUUAUUGGACCUCCAGAAAGACGAAGUUCCCACUAAUUUAAUUACCAAUUCUCUGCUAAGAAAGUUCCAUAGCUUCGACCAUUUGCAACUGUAAUUUUAUUGAGUUGAUGAAUAAAGCAAAAAAAGAAAAAAGAAGAAACAAAGAACCAAAUUGGCAUAGGUUUUUUCCCCUAUUUUUCAGGAGUACUUAUAAUCUAAAUGGAGUGUUAAAAACAAUUUCGUGUGUUACAUUGUAAGGUGUUGGAUGUAUAUUGGUUGUUGCACUUGUAUAGUAUCAUUUUCUGUGUUAAAAUACUCCAUAUAUCAAUAUUCAAUAUGUGGUCAUUUUGAAAA
This is a messenger RNA of Nicotiana tabacum (common tobacco), 721 nucleotides long. NCBI's taxonomy places the organism in Eukaryota, Viridiplantae, Streptophyta, Magnoliopsida, Solanales, Solanaceae. The record is from RefSeq and is a predicted model, not a curated record.